GGCGUAGCCGAAUCCACCACCUUCUCAAAUGUUCUCUAAACUGUUCUCUGAAGACUGUAAGCCCUGCUUUCACCCCUAUCUCCCCUUCCAAAUUUUCGUUUUGUAGAACUGAAACUUGAUCAUAUUUAAUUAGAGGUGUUAACUUUUAGCCACAAUGGAGCCACAAGAGACGUUAAUAUGGAAAUCAGAGCCGCCACAGGCACCGGAAUCGAUGGUUUCUGUGAGUAUAGGAAGAGCUAUAAUCACUAUACUCGGCGCUCGCUCCAGGAAGCUCCACGAUGCCAUUUCUCGUCUUUCUCCUGAUUCUAACAAAAGGCCUUCUCUCGGGUCCUUGGAGGAUUCCCUAUGGUUUCUGCACAAGUUCGUUAAAGACGGUGCUGAGAGAGACCAGAAAUUGGAUGAUAUUCUCAUUCCCAUCAUUCAACAUUCUUUGAGGAGCAAAGACUCUAAGCAGGUUGUGCAAGCUUUGAUACUUAUAAACUGGUUCUUUCAAGAUGAAUUUCUUUUCGAAAAGGUUUCUAUGAGUCUCGCUGACAUUUUGUCGAGAAAAGAUGAUCGUUAUAUAGCUCUUGGUUGGUGUAUUCUUGUUCGUCGACUUGUGGAGUAUGAGAGUCUUGCUGAUCAGUAUCCUCUAAAUGGAAUAAGAGACAAUUACAAUGCUUUGUUGAAGAUACUUUGCUCGUGUAUCCCUUGUUUGACACAUAUAGCAUCCAAGGGAAGCACUUUCCAGGAUGGAUUUGAGUUGCCGUCUCGCCUUUCAAUAUCUGCUGCUGAUUGUAUUUUAUCUAUCAGUGAAGCAUUAACAAAAAAGAAUAAGGUUUUGAGCAAAAAUCGAAAAUUAUUGAAUUCAAAUGCAUCUGACCCACCUAUUAGUCCUGUACCAGCUGUGACUGGGGAGAAGAGUGCAAAAACAUCUUCUGAAUUUUCAGACUCAAACUUUGACAUGGCAUACUUGCUUUGGGAGAGGAUACAGGAACUUACUACUUUAAUGCAGAGACUUCUUGCUUGGAGCAAAAAAAGUAGGCCGUUGCAUGCUAAAGGGGUGGAGCAAGUGCUUAAAUGGUUGCAGGAAAUAGAAGCGCACUAUGGUUACCUUCAGGAUGAGGCAGAUGCAAAAAUCCCCAAAACUGGACCCCUGCUACUCUCUUCUUGUUGGAGGCACUACAGCAUUUUAUUGCAUUUGGAAGAUCAGAAAUUUUCUCAACUUUGCAAUGAAUUGUUGGUCCAGUAUAUAUCCGGCAUCCAGUAUUAUACAGACAACCAUGCUGAGGGCCACACAGGGAACAAGGAUGAUGGUAUGGAUGCUAGAAAGUUUUUUCUGAACUCUCUAUGCCUUCUUUUGGGUCGUUUUGACAGCAAGAAAUUUGAAAGCACAAUGUCAGAAUAUGGAAUGCAGAUAUCGCGCGCUCUUCUAUCUCAGCUUCACUGUACUGAUGAAGAUGUCAUAGCUGGAGCUGUUUGCAUACUUAAGGAAGCCAUUUUUAAACCAAAAUUUCAUUCUGGAGAUGGCUUUGCUGAUGGUAGACAGAUGGAUAUGGUGUUACCUUUGUUGCUUAACCUUCUAGAUGAGCGUGAUGGCAUUGCUAAAGCAGCUGUUGUGCUCAUAGCAGAAUAUUGCUCCAUGACCUCAAACACUGAUUGUCUGAAACAAGUCCUGGAGCGCCUUGCUUCUGGAAAUGCUUUGCAGAGAAGGAAUGCUAUUGAUGUUGUCUCAAAAAUGUUGUGCAUGUCGUCGGACUUCACAAGCCAACUUUCCCAUUUGGCAUGGCAAGAAAUAGCGAACAACUUACUAGAACGCCUCAGUGACAAAGAUAUUACAAUUCGUGAACAAGCAUCUAAAUUGAUUUCAAUGAUAGAUCCAGGAUUAGUUUUGCCUUCUUUAGUUCACCUUAUUAAUUCAUCAGAUGAAGGGGUGCAGUCAUAUGCUAGUACUUCAUUAACUACAAUGCUCAAAUAUCAUAACCAGAAGCCUGAAGUUAUAUGCAUGCUGCUUGACUGCCUUAGCAAUCUCAACAAUGGUCUAGAUCUUUCAAAAAAUACUGGUCAAAGGGAAGGUCCAAAGGUGGACAUCGAUCGAGUACUUAAGCUGGUGCCAGAGUGGGCAAAAAGCGUAAGACUAAAUGUUCAAAACUGGAACUCCUUGAUUGGACCAUUGAUUGACAAGAUGUUUGCUGAUCCAGCAAAUGCAACUAUAGUGCGGUUUUUGAGCUGUAUAAGUGAAUACCUAGCCGAAGCUGCAGAUGUAGUACUCUAUCAUGUCCUGUUGCAGAUGAAGUCACAGAAAGGGAUCAAUGAAGGCUUCUUGUCCAGAUUUGAGAGUAAAUCCUACAUGAGUGAGGAGUUGAUGGAAAUGCAACAAUCUUUAUUUGAGCGCCUUUGUCCAUUACUUAUCAUUCGGAUGCUUCCACUGGGAGUUUUUGAUAACCUCAAGUCACAUACUAUGUAUGGUCAACUUGCCAUCCAAGGCAUCAUUCAUGAUAUUAAUGUUGCUGAUGAGUGUGUUGCUGCAUCUCUUCUACAGAGGGCAUUUAAUAAGUACGAAUUUGAAGAUGUAAGGAAACUGGCUGCUGAGCUCUGUGGCCGUAUUCAUCCUCAGGUGCUCUUUCCAGCUGUUUCCUCCAUAUUGGAACAUGCUGCAAUUUCACGUGAUAUGCUAAGGAUAAAAGCUUGUCUAUUUUCCAUAUGCACUUCUCUUAUGGUUAGAGGGAAGGAUGCAGUUUCUCAUCCUGCUAUUUUUCAAAUCAGAAAAGUGAUGGAGAUAGUUCUGUUGUGGCCGUCUUUGGACGGGGAUGAAGUUUCCAAAGCACAGCAUGGGUGUAUUGACUGCUUAGCACUAAUGAUAUGUGCUGAACUGCAAGCUCUCAAGUCAUUUAAGGACUCCUCAGAGAAGUCUAGCAUUAUUGGGAAAACCAAAUAUUCUGGGAAUGAUGUGUCUGGUAAUUCUGCACUGGCCUAUGUAAUCCAUCAAUUGACAAAUGAUAAAAGAGAAGUUUCUGACUCCGAAAUAAGCGAUGAAGAAAAUAAACUUGAUGCACCAGUUAGACUUUCCUUUCGUCUUUGUAUGGCUAACACUCUCAUAAGUGCUUGCCAGAAGAUCUCAGAUUCUGGCAAGAAAUCUUUUGCUCGUAUUAUUCUUCCAAAUCUUAUUCGAUCUGUUGAGAUGAUAAUGCAUGCAGAGAUAAGAGCUGCUUGUGUUCAGGUUCUGUUUUCAGCUGUGUACCAUCUAAAGUCUGCAAUCCUUCCAUAUUCAGCUGACCUUCUUAAAGUCUCCCUGAAAGUUCUUAGAGAAGGUUCUGAGAAGGAAAAGAUGGCAGGUGCAAAGCUAGUGGCAUCACUCAUGGGCAGUGAAGAUGCCAUUUUGGAAAACAUAUCAGAGGGAUUGCUAGAAGCCAGACAAGUGCUCUCAACCAUAUCUUCUUCAAAUCCUUCACCUGAUUUGCUUGUAAUAUGCAAGAAGUUGCUAGGAUGCAUAAUAACUUCUUGAAUUCCUAUGGCCAAACUUCUAAAUCCUGAUAGUUGGACUUUCCGCAAUGUAGUCAAUGAAAAGUCUUCUAAUUACAUACUAAUUUUGUGUACAGUUUCCUAACACACACUAUCUAUUUAUUUGGUAUUAUUUCAGUUAA
Manihot esculenta (cassava) is the source of this 3623-nucleotide messenger RNA. RefSeq lists its product as uncharacterized. The record is from RefSeq and is a predicted model, not a curated record. NCBI's taxonomy places the organism in Eukaryota, Viridiplantae, Streptophyta, Magnoliopsida, Malpighiales, Euphorbiaceae. Bases 155 to 3484 code for a protein of 1109 amino acids. The transcript has 24 exons.